UAUCUAUCUGCUCACCCUCCAGCCAGCUGUUCUGUUUCCUCCACUUUUCUUCACAGUUCUUCAACCACCAUGACAGCAGCUGGAACCAUUCGUGUCCCCCAGAAGGAUGGCUCGCCUCUGCGACUCGAGUUCGCCACAAUCGACGAUCUGAAUGAGAUCACCGAUCUGUGGUACAAUGCCUUCUCACCCGGCAUGUUAUUCCUCUGGCCGGACACCCCCGGGGUGCGCCAGUGGUGGAACGAAGCCAACCGCCAUGACAUGCUCCACAAACCCAACGCGAAGUAUCUCAAGGUCGUGGACACAGCGCAGAAUGGCCGCAUCGUCGCGUACGCCAAGUGGUCGCUGGAGACCGCCGAAGAGCGCGGACCACGGUGGCCCGCGUGGCAUUCCGAGAUGGACCCGGCCUUGAUGGAUAAAUUUCUGGGCCACUUGGAGACCAACCGGGCGACGGCUGUCGCAGGUGCUCCCAAGAACUUCUAUCUUGAUAUGCUAGCGACGCAUAGCGACUACCGGAAACGGGGCGCGGCACGCUUGUUGCUGGAAUGGGGGUGCGAGGUGGGCGACGAGGAGAAUGCGCACAUUUAUAUCGACGCGAGCACCGACGGUCAGCCGGUCUAUCAGAAGUUCGGCUUUGUGAGCAAGAAUGAUCCUUUGGUCGAUCCGUUCGAGGUGGCGGCCAUGGUGAGACAUCCUGGGUGGAAAUCGGUUUGACGUCAACGUGUCCAGGUGUUUUGGAACUGCAGAUCAUGAGAUGGUACAACGGCACAUUCUAGCAGUGAGAUGAUUGACAGACAUAGAUAAUUUGGUUAACAUUGAGAAAGCGUGGUGCCUUCCUUACCCACGGCAGUGCAUCUCAGAUCCUGUUUUUUGGCUAGAUUAAUAUAAGG
This is a messenger RNA of Aspergillus brunneoviolaceus CBS 621.78, 887 nucleotides long. Its product is annotated as acyl-CoA N-acyltransferase. The transcript has 2 exons. The record is from RefSeq and is a predicted model, not a curated record. Bases 70 to 711 code for a protein of 213 amino acids. Lineage: Eukaryota; Fungi; Ascomycota; Eurotiomycetes; Eurotiales; Aspergillaceae. Gene Ontology annotation, molecular function: acyltransferase activity, transferring groups other than amino-acyl groups.